UCACGUUCCGGCGCGCGCCCCCAGGAUGGUGUUUCGGCGGCUGCUGGCCGCGCUCCUGCACAGCCCGCAGCUGGUCGAGCGCCUUUCCGAGUCCCGGCCGAUCCGGCGUGCGGCGCAGCUCACGGCCUUCGCGCUGCUGCAGCUCCAGCUGCGCGGUCAGGAUGCGGCUCGCCGCGUGCGGGGGCUUGCGGCGGGGCCUGCGGGUUCCUUAGGCCGCCGCGCUGCCCGCUUCAAGGAUACCUUCAACCAGGAGCUGCGCCGGGGCCUUCGGGACCGUCCGAGGUCACCACCGGGCAGCCAGAGGGGCCCGGGCGCAGACCCCUAACUUGCGGCCCAGUCGUCUGCUUCCCCUUCUAGGCUCUACACCAGCCUCGGCGUUGAGAGGUCAUUCGGGACAUUGCAGGGGCUCAGUCUUCUGACUCCGGUCGAUGAGGUACAGGGAACCCGGACGUUCGGAACAGACAAGGUCUUUGAAGCUCUGGGAUCAAGGAUUGGGCCGGCAUGCUGUGGAGGAAGACUCCGAAGCUCGGCGGAGAUAAACAUCUGAGGUCCCACCGCAGGCAGAAAUAGAGCUUUCCCUUUGCAAAUGGAACCAGGACUCAACGACAGAUGCUGCCACCUCGGCCCAGAGAGAGCACUACUUACAGGGAAGAUCAUGGAUGAAAAGACAGCCCUGAAGCUACCUAAAUCCUCCGAUUAAAUGUAUAAGUGAUGA
This is a messenger RNA of Echinops telfairi (small Madagascar hedgehog), 715 nucleotides long. It is a transcript of the gene NCBP2AS2, whose product is annotated as NCBP2 antisense 2 (head to head). The coding region runs from base 26 to 325 and encodes 99 amino acids. The record is from RefSeq and is a predicted model, not a curated record. The transcript has a single exon. Lineage: Eukaryota; Metazoa; Chordata; Mammalia; Afrosoricida; Tenrecidae.